Dendronephthya gigantea is the source of this 1331-nucleotide messenger RNA. Its product is annotated as octopamine receptor Oamb-like. Gene Ontology annotation, biological process: G protein-coupled receptor signaling pathway, coupled to cyclic nucleotide second messenger; chemical synaptic transmission. The transcript has a single exon. Lineage: Eukaryota; Metazoa; Cnidaria; Anthozoa; Malacalcyonacea; Nephtheidae. Gene Ontology annotation, molecular function: neurotransmitter receptor activity; G protein-coupled serotonin receptor activity. The record is from RefSeq and is a predicted model, not a curated record. Bases 52 to 1080 code for a protein of 342 amino acids. Gene Ontology annotation, cellular component: membrane; dendrite.
CAUGGAAAAUAUAUUACUCUAAUCAUAUAUGGUCACUCAAACAUAACAAAGAUGGGGAAUUUGACAAACGAUACUAACGACAAAGGCCUGGAGGAAAUAGUUCAAUUGACUGGCAAAAUUUUAUACCUUCUUAUCGCCAUCUUCACAAUUCUUGGAAACACUUUGGUUUUAGUCGCGACCUGGAAAGAGAGAAGCCUUCAUCAACCGAACAAAUAUUUUAUUGCUUAUCUCGCUGUCGCUGAUCUCUUGGCCGGUUUAUUUAUAGCGCCAUUAACGUUUUAUGGAAUGUAUGCGAAAGAAUCACGGAACUCCGUUCAUCUGUGUCGUUUCAUGGUGUGGAUUGAUACAUUUGCGUUAACGACGUCAAUUUAUACCCUGACAUUCAUCAGUUUUGACCGAUAUCUUAAAAUUAGCAAACCACUUCAGUACAAAUCACGAAUGUCCACUUCCAUAUCGUUGAAAAUAGUUUUCAUUAUUGUUUUGCUUUCAACCUUCCUCGCCACUUAUUCUGCCAUUCCUCAUUCGGGAAGCGGAGGAAUUCUGUUUUCCGGCAUGGGCGACUGCUCAGAUGCCGAUCCUAAUACCAUCCGAGAAUUCUACACCUUUUUGACAAUCACCGCGUUUUUUCUCCCCGCGAUUGCAAUAUUGACUAUGUACGCUCUUAUCUUUCUUGUUGCCCAUAAACGACAAAAAAUGCUGCGAAACGGAGAGUUGGGACAAUCUUUGAACAAUCAGAACCAACAUACUGUUUUUCAUCAAGAUAUGAAGCUGAUUAGAAUGUUAAUGCUCGUCAUAGGGGCCUUCAUUUUUUGCUGGGGACCUUGGUUUAUAUUGCUAUUAUUAUAUUUUUCCUAUCCGAAGCUGAUUAAUUGGACGAACAGUUCAACAAUGAUAAUCACAUUCGUAGCAAACAUUUUACCAUUAUUUAACAGCCUGUGCAAUCCGAUAAUAUAUGCCUGGCUGGACCAAACGUACAGAGAAGCUUUCAAACGUCUGUUUCGCCGAAUGAUGUGUCGAGAAUACAAUACUGAUCAACAACCAGACACAAGAAUCCCAUUAACGCGACAAUCAAGCCAUUAGAAUUACGUUCGCGAAGAGGCAGAUAAAAUAACUCAGUAAAAAAUGAAAUAUUUCAAUGAUUCAAGUUCGCAAUACGCAUCUGUUCUGCUCAUCAAAAUAUGAUGUGAAAAUUGCCAAACUUUUGCAUGUUUUUGCAAGAUUUCUAAACAUAAACACUGUAGACUUCACAUUUUUUUACAAGCGUAGAGAACCUAAAUAGUAUUAGACAUGAGCAUAUCGUAUUUCAAGGUGUAAAGUCACUGUAAACUGUU